Molecule: messenger RNA, 9232 nt
Organism: Harpegnathos saltator (Jerdon's jumping ant)
Lineage: Eukaryota; Metazoa; Arthropoda; Insecta; Hymenoptera; Formicidae
Gene: Utx
Product: Utx histone demethylase
Exons: 12
Coding region: 1377-5012 (1211 amino acids)
Biological process (GO): regulation of gene expression
Cellular component (GO): MLL3/4 complex
Molecular function (GO): protein binding; histone H3K27me2/H3K27me3 demethylase activity; RNA polymerase II cis-regulatory region sequence-specific DNA binding
Source: RefSeq, a predicted model, not a curated record
AUUAUCCAUCUACGGAGUACAGUAAAGUCAUUUGUAGAAAAGACACGCUUCGACUCGGCUAGUCGAGUAUCCUUCGAAAUCGAAUUUUGAACUGUACCGAACCCUGAAACGCGCCGUAGCACACGGGUAGCCGACGGGUGUAUCGCGCACGAAGAGGGUGAACACACGUCGGGCGGUGGCUCGUCGACGAGUGUCGCGGCGCUGCUCUAAAACAGGGCCGCUACGCAUGCGUGCUCCCUCGCUCCCCGUCGCUGCUCCGCGCGAGAGUAGCUCGGGGUUAGCAGCGGAGAGGGGGAGUGCCUAAUCCCAACUUGCCCUACGCUACGCGCCAGGCGCGUCAGUCGCGCGAGAGCCUUCGACGUGUGGAGGUGUCUCCCCGCGCUCCGCGUGAGCACCACCGCCGCUCUCUCCCCCGUCUCUUUCCCCCCACACGCGCGCGACACAUCACUGCCACUAGUAUAAUAGCUACAAUACUGCCGUAGUAUAUCGACACGCGUGCGUGCGUGCGUGCGUGCGUGCGUACGUUGCAUGCGUGCAUGCGUAUGUGCGUGCGUGCGUACGUACAGAGAGAGAGGAGAGAGAGAGAAUGCGUGCGCGCGCGCGCGCGCGCGUUCCAUCGCGACAUUGUGAAAACUCUGUGAGGGAUUGUCGUCAUCCAAGAAGAGUGGAAGAACGCCGAACACGUGAAACAGAACGACAGGACGAGGUAGACGUGAUCGUUCGCGAGUGCUCCGGGGACGUGUAAAGCAGAUUGAAAGGAAGAGAAGCGUGACGAUCGAACUGUCGUGCGGUUGUUCUUUGACGCUCUAUGGUGUGCCGUCUCCUCAAUCGCGCUCGUGUAUUUUCGUGUCGUUCGUUUAACACUGCCGGAAGCACGCCGUUGCUCCCUUGGCUCGACGAAAGCGUUGUCGCCGUCGCCGUCGCCGUCGUCGUCGUCGUCGUCGUCGACGUCGUCGAGCCCAUGAGGCAUCGUUGAGCCCACAUUGUAUUCAGGGAGGAAGGAGGAAGAGCGAGUAAGCCAGCAAAAGCGAACAGACACGACGACGAGGAAGACGGAAGAAGUGGGAGGCGUUGCUUUAUCGGAGCAUAUCGAAGAGCAGACGAUUCAACGACGGUCGCGCGUCGAGAUUUAAACUGCCACUGCCGCCGUCGCCACUGCCGUUGUCGCCACUACCGUCGUCGUCAUCGUCGUCAUCAUCGUCGUCAUCAUCAUCAUCAUCAUCAUCAUCAUCAUCAUCAUCAUCAUCAUCAUCAUCAUCAUCAUCAUCACAUUGGUCACUGGGCGAUUUAAAUGGGCCGUGAAAGCGUUUCAGCAGGUGCUAUGGGUGGAACCAGGAUUCCCACGGGCCUGCGAAGUUCACCUACGGCUCGGCUUGAUGCUGAAGGUCCACGCUGACUUCGACGCCGCCUUGAAGCACCUGACCCUCGCCCUGAUCGAUGCCACAACACCUGCUUCCUUCUCCAAGCUUGAAAUCAAAUUUCAUAUCGCACACUUGCACGAAGUUCAAGGCAAAUAUCGCUUGGCCAAGGAGCACUACGAGGGCUUGCUCAAAGAGAAGGCUCUACCGUCGCAUUUGAAGGCUGACAUUUGCCGUCAACUGGGAUGGAUGUACCAUGUAGUUGACUGCACAGUAUUGGGCAUAACGAGACAGCAGAAGCAAACCUUGGCUAUCCACUGUCUGCAAAGGUCCAUCGAAGCUGAACCGAAGAGCGGACAAAGCCUCUACCUGUUGGGACGUUGCCUGGCAGCCUCCGGAAAAGUUCACGAUGCAUUCGUCGCGUACAGGAAUUCGGUCGAGAAGUCGGAAGGAAACGCCGAUACAUGGUGCAGCAUAGGAGUUCUUUACCAGCAGCAGAACCAGCCGAUGGAUGCCUUACAGGCCUACAUAUGCGCAGUUCAAUUAGACAAAUCACACUCGGCCGCUUGGACUAAUCUCGGCAUACUGUACGAAAGUGUUAGCCAACCGAAAGACGCUCUGGCCUGUUACGUCAACGCAUCCCGGGGUAACAGCAACACGGCGAAUUGCUCAGGUCCACUGGUGGGUCUAGGUGGCGUCAAGUCCGGUGGCAACACUCCGAUGAACCCGUCCCUUCAACAGCGCAUCAACUUUCUGCAGAAUCACCUAAGUCAAGCACCAAUGCCUUCCGUCGCUGCCAAGAGGCGGCAAUUGCCGCCGAUCGAAGAGGCCUGGAAUUUGCCGAUUAGCGCGGAGAUGUCCAGUCGGCAACAGCAACAACAGCAAGCACCGGGUGGGCCCUCCUACAAAUACGGCACCGCACCUUCCGGUCCACCGCCACCUUACCCUCAGGCCCAGGCUCAAACUAAGCGUUUUAAGCCGGGCGAGGAGGCAAUAUCAGCGAGCGCGCCGCAACGGCCGCCGCCGUUUUACAUGUCGCCGCAGCAGAUCCAGACGCUACAUCUUCUGCAGCAGAAUCACGGCAAUCUGUCGCCGCAGCAGCAGAUCUUGUUGGCUCAGCUGCAGCACCAAUACCGGACGAUGCAACAACAUCAGCAGCAGGUCAAGCUGCAACAUACGAUGCAACGGACCAUCAGGCCCGGUCAGCCCGGCUAUCCCGCCGCAGGUUACGGUCAUCCUCAAAUCAGCGGCCAGGCUGGCGUUAUAAAGAAUUACGGGAUUCCGCAGCAACCGAUCAAAGUGAAGAAAUGCGUUAAAACUCACCGGGACUUGCAGUUGCAGCAAGGAGGCACAGUUGCGUUGCAAACCGGCUUCUCCGACUCUAAUGUUGGCUACAGCACGGCAGCAACCGGGAACACGCAGACACCAGGUAUGCCUUACAAAUCUGCGUCGGAUCCAAAUUAUCCUCAACCUCAGCCUCAACGGCAAAUCAGCGGCGGCGCACAGUAUGGCCAGUAUCAGCCAAGUCAAUACGCCGCUCAGGGCUACACGCAAAUCUCAUCGACGACAAGUAGCUAUCCAGAGGGCUCAGCGGCGAAUAAGGACUUAGGCGUCACAGACCAGGAGCUGCAGGCGCUGCUCUCGCAGAAGGACAUUGCUACGUCGUUGGCGGAGGACUUGCUCAAGCAUUUUGGCUCGGAGGAUCUGGACGUGAAGGAAGAGCCGCCAGCCAGCAUUAUGAACAACAAUGGCGCUCUCAGUUCCGGUCCGUUUUCGCCGUCGAAUCUUGAGGACAAUGUGGACAAGGCGAAAGACGUGGUGAAAUUGGAGAAACCCGAGGAGGUUCAGCCGUCGUCGAAGGUGGCAGCAGAGGCGUACGAAACGAAUGACGUGAAGCCGCCAACGCUUUCGGUACCGCCAACGCCGUCAACGCCGUCGGUGGAAACGGUAAAAUGCGAGCAGACGAGCGCGAGCAGGAACAGCGAAUCGACUCCGAAAACAGAGCCGGUGCUGAAGCUCGAGAGCCUCUGCGAAUCGCAGCCGGAACUGGAGCUGAACAUCGAUAUGGACGCGAAGGUGAUCGUAGAGGCGUGUCGCGGCCAGGGGGUGAACGGCGUGCCGAAUUGCUCGAUAUUGAGCGACCGUUCGCCGCCACCGGCCCCGCCGGAUCCGCCGAGUCAACGAUUGACGAAGGAGCAGCUGCUGCCACCCACGCCCAGCGUUUACCUGGAGAACAAGAAGUGCGCGUUCAGUCCGCAGCUGCAAGAGUUUUGCUUGAAGCAUCCGAUCGCCGUGGUGCGCGGACUUGCCGCUGCUCUUAAGCUGGAUCUGGGUCUGUUCUCGACCAAGACUUUGGUGGAGGCGAAUCCGGACCACGGUAUCGAGGUGCGCACUCAAAUGCAGCAACCGAGCGACGAGAACUGGGAUCAGCAGUUCACUAAGAAGGUGUGGAACUGCAUCAGUCAUCGCAGUCACACCACUAUCGCGAAAUACGCGCAGUAUCAGGCCAGUAGUUUCCAAGAAAGUUUGAAGGAGGAACGCGAGAAGUCGCAGGGCGUUCAUACGUCCAACCUGUCUGAUUCCGACUCGAAAGAUAGCACGGGUCAAAUCACGAAACGCAAGAAGAACGCCGUUGGUCUGGCAGGUCGGCAGGGUUCGAAGAUGUUGCGUUUCGGCACGAAUGUUGACCUCUCGGACGACAGGAAGUGGAAACCGCAGCUUCAGGAGCUGAUGAAGCUACCUGCCUUCGCUAGAGUCGUAUCGGCUGGCAACAUGCUCAGUCAUGUGGGCCAUGUGAUUCUAGGAAUGAAUACUGUACAGUUGUAUAUGAAGGUACCCGGUAGCAGGACACCCGGUCAUCAGGAGAACAACAAUUUCUGCUCCAUCAACAUCAAUAUCGGGCCGGGAGAUUGCGAAUGGUUCGCCGUGCCUGAUGCCUACUGGGGUGUCAUAUGCUCGUUAUGCGAGCGCAACGGCAUCAAUUACCUGCACGGCAGCUGGUGGCCGUCUCUGGAGGAUCUGUAUGAGGAGAAUAUUCCAUUGUACAGGUUCGUGCAACGGCCGGGUGACUUGGUCUGGGUGAAUGCGGGCUGUGUACAUUGGGUGCAGGCGGUUGGCUGGUGCAACAAUAUCGCAUGGAACGUCGGCCCACUCACAGCGAGGCAGUAUCAGCUCGCUAUCGAGCGCUACGAGUGGAACAAGCUCCAGUCAUUCAAGUCCAUCGUACCGAUGGUACAUCUGUCGUGGAAUCUGGCGCGCAAUAUCAAGGUAUCGGAUCCGCGUCUGUUCGAGCUGAUCAAGAAUUGCUUGCUGAGAACCAUGCGACAAUGCUGUCUUAUACUGGACUUUGUGAAGAGCAAGGGUGUGGAAGUGCGCUUCCACGGCCGAGCCAAGAACGAGGCUUCGCAUUAUUGCGGACAGUGUGAGAUUGAAGUGUUCAACAUUUUAUUUAUCCGGGAGCAGGAGAAACGGCACGUUGUGCAUUGCAUGGAUUGUGCGAGGAAACAGUCACCGUCCUUGGAAGGAUUCGUGUGUCUCGAGGAAUAUCGUAUGCGUGAACUCAUGGACGUCUAUGAUGGCUUUACUCUGCAUACGUCGCCGUCGACUUCUGCUUCGACGGCGUUAUCUACGCAGUCCAACGCGCAGUCCUCCUGAGGUUACAUGCAGCACAGAUAUUUGGACUUUCUGGGCACGUUGUCGCAGUGACGGCCCGGGCAGUGCGAAUUCUGUGUUCCGGUCGACGAGUUGCGACAAGACACUUCUUCUUACGAUAAGCAUUAUCCGUGUACCUGAGAGCUACUCUAAACGAGCCGGGGUCGACUCGGUGGCUCCUGUAGAUAGGUUAGGUGAUAACUCCGUACAACUCGGCUGAGACAUGAAACUGUGAAGUGUUUUAGCCUGUGCAAAGUAAUCACGGGACGAAUUAAUCCACGUUUGUGGACGUGAAAUCUUGAUUAGAAUUUACAUUACGUACGCGGGAGAAACACGUAUUCGGGAGUGCAUUCUACUUCGCGCACUACAGCACAGACUGUUGGCACGCAUAGAGACGUAAGUGCGCCCGAAACCAACCGAAAUGUUCCAUAUAAUAUCGACGUUGAUAAUUGCAAAAUUGGCAAUUACAUAUUAAAAGUCGUAUAUUCUGCGGAAAUAUACGGACUCGUACAUAUUGGGACAGCUUAGCCAAAUAUUGAACAUUUAUCGAGUCUGCCUCUCGUAUUCGAAACUCUUCGUGUGAGCGCGAUUCGUGUUGUGAGAAUACGUAAGUGAACCUUUGGACGCUAUUUCUCGCUUCAUUUAUUCUGUGUACUAUUCUGUAGAGUUGCGUGCGCACUUUUGUCGAUCUGUGUGCGAGAGUCUGCGGCACGGUGCGCACCUAUGCAUCCGAAGUGAACUCGAGAUUGUUACGAAAAACAGUGUGCACAGUGUGGCGGCUAUCGAGCAGAGCAGCCUCGAGUUGAACCCCGGCGUGAAGAGGUGGGAGGGAUCCCUCGUGUUCGAGAAGCAAUUCCGAGAACGUGGCUCGCGUCUCGCGCGCCGCGGAAUUAGUUAGCGCCGUUUGUACAAAAAGAAAAAUCUCGUUAGCUCGCUACUUUCUAGAGAUCGUCGUGAAGUGGUCACCGUGGAUUCUCCCCCUUCCCGCCUUGUAAAUACGCGACGGCGAUCACGAUAUUUGUAUCCGUAUAGCUCUCGGGUAUUGUAGUGAGAAGAAUUGAAGAGGGAAAACUGUGUCGGGGGGAGAAGGACGUGCGUGAGAGCGAAUAAAAAAAAAGUAGGAUACGAAGGGAAAAGAGGGACACGAGAGGCUCGCUAUGCUACAAUUUUCGUUUCCCGCGUUCGCGCUCUCGACUGAUCGGGGUUGCUGCCCGUGUUUGUUUCGCCGGUUGUUCUUCGUUAUCGUCGUGAUCAUUAAGCAAUCCUUUGUGAUUCGAUAUAGCUUAGAACACACACUAUACGACAAACGCAACGCGAUAUUUAUUUUAUAAAAAUUAUUAUUUCUUCGCUCCUUGUUUUUUAAUCUACGUGAUUAGUUCUGUAACGUGACGAAGUACAAGACUACACGCGCGCGACGAAGAUAAUGUGAUUCACUGCCACUUGGAAGAAAUCAUUGAGAGUAAGAGAAAAGGAGAGCGAGCGCAAGUGUGAAAAAGAAAGAAAGAAGGAAGGAAAAGAGAGGAUCUGUUCGCUCUGUAUACGUGUGUGAGAAUCGCCGACAAACAAUCGUUGAUUAAUCAUUAGGAAUACGCGCGCAGGCAACUGCCGAGACGCAAAACUGCUCAAACUAUUUGUACAUUUUUUGUAUACAAGUUGGCGUCAAGAUUAUGAGAGAAGAAGAGGGGCAAAGGGGGGAGGCGGAUUAACGGGGGGGUGUUAUUGGAUCAUAGAACGAUUUUUACUGCCAAUCGUAUGUUAUCUCUCGUCCUCGAAAGUUUAACUCUCCAGUUAGUCGCAGUACUCAAUAGAGAACGUCAUUGCUAUACGGCUUCAAAAUUUUUCAUCCAUCCUAGUAUUUGCCGAUUUGCUCUUCACUAUUUUUUUUAUGCACUUUAGUGUCUGGUCUAUGGUCAAAUGCUAAUGAAAGAAAAAACUGUUUGUAGAAGCAAAAGAGAAUUAUGGAAAAAUUGGUGUAUCUGCGAGAUAUAUUGUGACCAUUGAUGAGUGAGAAAUAUUGCGACCAACGGAGAGUUAAUCUCUCAGUCGCAUAGGAUGGAAAUUGAGCGCGUGAAAAUUUGAUCAUUGUUUUUAUGAGAAUCGAGUUCUCAGAGAGCCUCCUUUCGCGCGCGGAAUUUUUUAUCUCGAAAUGACGCAUCCGCGAUGAAGUAUUGACGUGAAAAAGACGCAUGUGUCACAUUCGACGAAAUCUCUCUUCGAUGUCUAGUGAAAUUUAUACAAGUCUAAUUUAUUGUUUAAGUGCAGCUUUAAAGUACUCUUCUAAAUUGUGUCGCGCUGUUCAGCGACGUCGACUUCUUUCCGCGUGCGUGGAAAAGAAAUUCGUGAUCCGCGUCAGUGAUCCUUGAGAGGUCUGGCGGGGAGACGCUCGCAGAGCGAUGAUGCAAAAGAAAGCAUGUAGAGAAAAGGUUAGAGACACAGAGAGGAAGAGAGAGAGAGAGAGAGAGAGAGAGAGAGAGAGAGAGAGAGAGAGAGAGAGAGAGAGAGAGAGAGAGAGAGAGAGAGAAAGGGAGAGGAACAGAGAAGAGAAUGAGAGAGAGCUUCUGAUCAGGUAAUCGUAUUUUAAGAAAACAAACGUACCUUCACUCAAUCUCGUCAAUUGACUUCGGCGCUCUUUAGUCGAAGGACACAACGUGCCAGAGCGAUUACCGUACCGCCACCUUGUAUAUUAACGUAAUGAGAGACUCGGGAAUCGAGAGUGAGACUCGUCCGCCGUGAUUGAAUCGCGUAUCGACAUGUGCAGGGUGAGCGAGAUUGAAAACGCGAGAGAAAGUUCGGAUAUCUCUCUUGUAUUUGAAAGCGAAUGGACGUGUGUGUGUGUGUAUGUGUGUGUGUGUAUGUAUGUAUGUAUGUGUGUGUGUGUGUACGGUCUUGAUAAAUAUUAACGUGAGCUAAAUGAGGAAUGCCUCUGCGCCCGAAACUAUAACGUGUGAUAAAGUGGUGACCUUAUCUAACGAAAUUUGCGCACUGUGCUAGGGCUUCCAUCUCGGCCGUUCCUUCUUUCCCUUUGAAAGAGAUCACGCCGUCCAAUUUUCGAAGAUUGUUACAUGUAAAAAGUAACUUUCUUUAAUUUUGCUUUAAACUCGGAAACUACUGCCCUUUUAAUACAUUUGCACAAGUUUGAAAUACUUUUAUUCCGAAUUUGAGAGAGAGACUGGACUCUGGUCGUCGUGCGAAUCAUAUCUCGCGAGAACCGCCGCGCACUCUGCACGCGUCUUUACACCGAUCGGUCCGGAUCGGCUGAUUCUCCGUUCGCUUUUCCGUAGUGAUAUCAUAUCCACGCUAUAUCUUUGAUACACAGUUCAGGGAGGGAUAAAUGAUUCUAUUUAACUGAAUGAUCUAUUUAACUGAAGCCAACUUAUUGACUCUCGCCAGUCGAAAUCGGCCGAUCCGGACUUGUCUCUCGUCUCGGCCGACACGGACCGCUUUUCAUUCUCGACUCUUCUCAUCCUCUCUCCUACCCCUCACCCCUUGCGAUGACGAAUGAGGGGAUAAUUAUUUUCGCAAGCGCGACACGUGGGGGAGAGGUAGGUAGAGAAACAAAGUAGUUAGCUCUUCGCGUCACGUGAAAGACAGAAAGAGGAGAUCAUCGGCGAAAGGGAAGAGAGAAAGAAGCGAUGUAUUUUUGAAUAUCCUAGAUGCGCUAGAAUUCCAGCAUCGUGCGAAUAGUUUCGACGAAUUAAAUAAACGAACGAUAAAGGAGGGGAAAAGCCGAAAAAGAAAAAAAAAAGACACGAAAGGGGAGAAAGGAAAAACGAGCGACGUUUUUCUUUUAUUUUCUAUCAGGGGCCGAGAUACCGCUGUAACUUUGCCGAAUUCGGAUUUACUGCGAAUCGUCUGUCGACAUCAUAUUGUCGUUCGAUUACGGGAAAAUGCAAAUUAUGUCGAUGAGAAAAUCUCUACUGAUCUCUGUUUUGAUUUUGAUAUUCUUUCGUUAUAAGCUUAUAAUGAUUACAUCGAAAUUUCUUGGUGUUUUUGAUAAUUUUCUGGAAACAUCUCUCGAUUCGUAUUGAGAGAAUUUUCAGGCGAACUAACAUGCAAGUUUGAUCGUCGCGUAAAAGGGGAAAAGAUUUGGAACUUUUCAGUGAUACGAGUGAUAUUUUCUCGCGCCUGCACGCGUUGGAAAUUGAACACGCCAGAGUUACAUCGGUCUCGGUCCAUAUUUUCUACAAGCAUGUACAGAAACGUAUGAUGACGACGACGACCAG